CCGGGAAGAUUUAAAAAGUCAGACUGGAUGGCAACAUUGUAUGCAUUUGUGUAUGGUUGUUAAACUGCAUUCCACUUACACCAUUGAAAGGGUCGUACGUAGAUCAGCACAGAACAUUCUCUGACAAUGUCAUACAGGCGAGAGCUAGAGAAAUACCGUGACCUGGAUGAAGAUGAAAUCCUUGGAGCCCUAACAGAGGAAGAACUCAGGACCCUGGAAAAUGAGCUGGAUGAGCUGGACCCUGAUAAUGCACUGCUGCCUGCUGGCCUGAGGCAGAAGGAUCAGACCACCAAGGCGCCCACGGGCCCCUUUAAAAGGGAGGAACUCUUGGAUCACUUGGAAAAGCAAGCAAAGGAGUUUAAGGACCGAGAAGAUCUGGUCCCCUACACAGGGGAGAAGCGAGGAAAGGUCUGGGUCCCCAAGCAGAAGCCGAUGGACCCUGUGCUGGAAACUGUAACGCUGGAGCCAGAGCUGGAGGAGGCCCUGGCCAACGCCUCAGAUGCAGAACUCUGUGACAUCGCAGCUAUCCUGGGCAUGCACACGCUCAUGAGCAACCAGCAGUACUACCAGGCCUUGGGCAGCAGCUCCAUCGUGAACAAGGAGGGACUCAACAGUGUGAUCAAACCUACACAAUACAAGCCCGUGCCUGAUGAAGAACCAAAUGCAACAGAUGUAGAGGAAACGCUGGAGCGGGUGAAGAACAACGACCCAAAGCUUGAAGAGGUCAACCUCAACAACAUCCGGAAUAUCCCCAUACCCACUCUCAAGGCAUACGCAGAAGCCCUGAAAGAGAACUCGUACGUGAAGAAGUUCAGCAUCGUGGGGACAAGGAGCAAUGACCCCGUGGCGUUUGCCCUUGCUGAGAUGCUCAAGGUGAAUAAGGUGUUGAAGACGCUGAACGUGGAAUCCAACUUCAUUUCUGGAGCUGGGAUCCUGCGCCUGGUGGAAGCUCUUCCAUACAACACUUCUCUGGUGGAACUGAAGAUCGAUAACCAGAGCCAGCCCCUGGGCAACAAAGUGGAAAUGGAGAUCGUGAGCAUGUUGGAAAAAAACGCAACGCUUCUCAAAUUCGGCUACCACUUCACCCAGCAGGGGCCCCGGCUGCGGGCGUCCAACGCAAUGAUGAACAACAACGACCUUGUGAGGAAGAGGAGGCUGGCCGACUUGACCGGGCCCAUCAUUCCCAAGUGCCGGAGUGGCGUCUAGUGUGUGCGCGUGCCAACCACGCCUUUGAACUGGACGUGUUCUACUGAUAAGCUGUGCUCUGCAGUGGAAGCCGGAAGGCAGAACGCCGGCACAAAAACUGUUGUGGUUCAGUUCUUUAUGCACUAAGGUUUUAGGUUAACUAGUGAUUGCAGUUGAAAUUUUUAUAAACUGUGGUUAAUGUGAAGUUUUUCUUUAGUCACAGAAGUUCAGUCUGAUUGUUAUUUAAAAACUAAGAAGCCCCCGAACCGGCAGAUCUCACCGAAGACGAUGUUAGAGCAGCAGUGACUUAGCCCCAGGAGCCCAGUUCCGGCGGCCUUGCUGUGUGGUAUUUCAGGUGCAUUUAACACGUGUAACACAUGAACAAACAGCACCCUCUUCCACGUGGUUUGAAAGCCUUAUAAAAUAUUUUAUUACAAGUUUGAUCUUAGCUCUUUAGCAAACACAACAGAUCAUCAUUCUUUAUUAACCCUCCUUUAAAUUUUAAGAACCUCAAGAUUAAAGUUGCCAAAUUGAUUACUGGAUCAAGAAUGCAAUUUUUUUCCCUCAAGAAAUAAAGACUGAAGCCACGAGCCCUGCCAGGAAUCAAAAAACAUAUGAGAUUCCUUAUGCUGGAUAUGAGGAAAUAACAGAAAAAGCCACUGGUGAGAUUUUAAACUUUAAAAACUGAUCCUUUUUUUUUUUUUUAAACCAACUCCAGGUAACAAACAUUUCCUUGAGUGUUCUUUAUGAACAUCUGGGAUUAAUUUACAAUUAAUACUGGAGUCAGAAAGAAUGUUUUCUUUAUCAAAUGCCAACCUUAUGAUGGAUGUGACAACCUAUGGCCAAAUACUUGAAAACACCUUUCUCUAUUGUACAGUGGGCCGAUGCCUUAUAUGAAGUAAACACGAAAGACAGCUUUCUAGUACAUCAUGGCUUAUGCUUACAGACGCCAACUACCUGUUGCAUCGCUUCUUAGACAAGUCACUGCUAAUCUCAUGCCUGUAAAUUAAGCCUCUAAAGGCCAAUGGUGAAGAAAAUCUAGAUAUUUAAGAAUUAGGAAACCUGGCCAAAACAUCCUAAGAUGAUUAUUCUGAAAAUGUAAUUUUGGCAUUUCUGCCGGAUCCCUUUUUAACAUCAUGUGCAUCUCUUAGGAUCCAGCAAAAAUGUUAAGCCACAAUGCCCUUGUGCCUUUUAAUAUACCACAGUGCCAGUUAAAGUAGUAUUUCUGUUGCUUGGGGAUUUAUUUUCAUGAGUGAUUCAGCAAAUCUUAUGAUAAAGGACAGGCCAAAGAGCUGAUGAUCACAGACUAAGCUGCAGAGCACUGAGCAGAGAGAGAGGCUUUUAAAGAAAAAGGAAAAGUCUUGUACACUGAACUGUAAUGAUGUGGACAGUACAGGGUAACCAGAGGUGGAGCCAGGGCCUCACCACCACGAAGGAGUGUCUACUGAGGCUGCAGACGGGCCCGGGAGCGGCUCCGUGCUGCAGGAAUGGCCAGCCCCACUCGGCUUCUCCUUGAAACACAAUUGCAGCUGUAUUCUGCAUCACUGGAAACUGCAAUAUAAUAUUAAAUCUGUUGGUCUAUGAACGGC
This is a messenger RNA of Camelus dromedarius (Arabian camel), 2774 nucleotides long. RefSeq names its product tropomodulin 1 (gene TMOD1). Lineage: Eukaryota; Metazoa; Chordata; Mammalia; Artiodactyla; Camelidae. Gene Ontology annotation, biological process: actin filament organization; muscle contraction; myofibril assembly. The transcript has 10 exons. Gene Ontology annotation, molecular function: tropomyosin binding. The coding region runs from base 127 to 1206 and encodes 359 amino acids. Gene Ontology annotation, cellular component: cytoskeleton; myofibril; striated muscle thin filament. The record is from RefSeq and is a predicted model, not a curated record.